Molecule: messenger RNA, 252 nt
Organism: Verticillium alfalfae VaMs.102
Lineage: Eukaryota; Fungi; Ascomycota; Sordariomycetes; Glomerellales; Plectosphaerellaceae
Exons: 1
Source: RefSeq, a predicted model, not a curated record
AUGCCGGUUCCUAGGCAGUCGUCUGCGUCUCAUUACCCGCGUCUUGCAAAUUCGGACAUUGUCCCUGCGCCGUGGACCGGUUCCAGUCGCAGGACCAAGUGUUUGCAGAGCAGUGCGACCUGGACGUCAUCCAGCGGCGACCUGGCCAUGUUUUCGGACACUGAUGAAAUCGAAGACAGGCAACACUUUGUGGUGGAGUACAACAGGUUGGCUAAAAAGGUUCGUUUGAGACUGGUCUCCGUGCAAUUCUCA